CCCGAAUCAUUGCUUCUGAUUUUGUUAUAUAAUAUUUACGGAGACGUGGGGAACUACAGCGGCAGAAAAGAAACAAACAGCAACGGCUGUAGGAUGUUGAUGUGAUCAAAUUUGACACUGAAAGAUGGACCGGGAAAGAACAUUCCUCAGAAUGCAACGAAUGAUGGUAAGGUUUCUUAUCUUGAGGAAUUUUCAUAGGCCUGUAUGCGUUCUCAAUAUUAUAGAAAUUAUAAGAGCAGUUCUCAGUUGAUUUCCAAGAUUUUCGCAAUUCAGGUGGAAAGUUGUUAAUCGACAAGCUCUUGGUUUGGGUGAGACUUGAGAGGAAGUAUCAUGACAGGGUAUAUAGCAUGGAUUAGUUUUGAUUUUUUUAAGGUUGCUGGGUGAUACAUCAUUAGGAAAAAGAUGGGAAGUCUUCUUAAUUUUGAUCCCGCUUCAUUGAGUUAAUUACUUAUAGAUGUAAACAAUUUACUCAAGAGAGACGUAGCACAGGAAACUGGUCAAAGGUAUCAUAAAAUGCGAUCAGAAACCCCGGAAGCAGUUGGUAUUGAUUAUGAAUGCCCAGAAAUUGUAGAUCUCAGCGUUGAUUAUUUCAAGUUCUGAGCUGACUACUUUAAGUGUUACAUGGGUAGGAGAAGAGACACAAGAAAACGGCAUUUCAUAGCUAUGGCUAAUCAACCCUCCGGAGUUAAUUCAAGUCAUUCCAAUCAUUUUUUCCCCACCCCCGCGGCGAGUAGUUGAAGACUGACUUCUCCGUUUCGAUAUGUCAUUAUCCGGAGUCAACUGAGGUAAUUGCUGGGUUGACGAGCUCCGACGAAAAUUCAUUGGUCAACGGGUGUAUCAAAUUUUUGUGAGAGCUUGCAAAUUGUCCUGAUGUAAAUAGAGAAGCUGAGAAGAACUAUCAACCAAUCAGCUAUCAUUGUUUCUGCUUAGCAGCAUCAUAUUAUAUUGGCGAUAUCGCCAUUAAUUGUGGCUCCACUGGGAAAUUCAUAGCGUUUGAUGGGCGUGAAUGGAUCGGAGAUUCAGGCUCGGAGCUCAUCUCUUCAUCACGACCAAAAGGCAAGUCAGAGAGCUCAACUUCUGUCCAUAAAUCAUUCUCUGCUGACCCUGUUCCUUACAAGACUGCAAGAAUCUCUGCAACUCCUUUCUACUACAAAUUUCAUGUCAGCCCAGGUCAGAAAUUCAUUCGCUUACAUUUUCACCCUGCUCCGUACUAUGGUUUUAAAGAUUCAGAAGAUCUUUUCACGGUCAAAGCUGGCAAUUUCACCCUUUUAAGUAAUUUUAGUGCUUCACUUGCUGCUGAAGCUUUGGGAGGAAUUUUUUUUGUUAAAGAAUUUUGCUUGAACAUAGAGGAUGACACUGAUUUAAUCAUAACAUUCUCCCCGUCUGACAGUCGUAAUUCAAAGAAAGUGCAUGCUUUUGUGAAUGGAAUUGAGAUCAUUUCCAUGCCAACUGGUCUUUAUUACACCAUGGACCAUGAGAUGGGUGCCCGUAUUGUCGGCCUUCUUGAUCGGUUUGUUGUUAUUGACAAUAGCACUGCUCUUGAAUUGAUCGAGAGGUUGAACACUGGUGCUAGCUCUAUCUCACCGGUGGAAGACUUAGGACUGUUCAGGAGAUGGAAUGGAGAUGACAAUCACUUCCUAGAGACCGGGGUUGAUCGAGCGAGUCUUUCGGCACAUAGCAUUGUAUACACAAGCACGCGGGCAUAUUAUGCACCACCAAAAGUUUACCAGACGUCUUGGAAGUUGAAGCCAAACAUAGAAGUGCAAGAGGUUUAUACUUUCAGAUGGAGAAUACCAAUAGACAUUGGAUUUGGAUACUUGAUCAGGUUGCAUUACUAUGAUUCUGAUCCAAGUUUUAGGACAGGUGGUGGAAAAAAUGAGUUUAGUGUCCUUAUGAAUGGUCAUAUUGCUGAGACUAAGGUUGAUAUACUCAGUUGGAGUGGUGGCAGUGGGAUACCGGUUCAUAGAGAUUACGUGGUGAUGGUGAAGGGAGACAAACAAAGCGGCAAUUCUGAUCUCUUGAUUGACCUACGCUCAACAAAUGGAUUAGUUGCUGGACUCCUUAGUGGAUUAGAGAUCUUCAAGUUGAGCAACCCUGAUAACAGUCUGGCAGCUCCAAAUCGAGUGUCACAAAGAAGAAUGUCAUUCUCUUGGAAGCAAAAAAUCCAUACUCUCUUCAGUUUAAGCAAAAGCAAUGCCGUUAUGACUGGUAUUAUAAUCCUUCUUGUUUUGGUGAAUGCAUUAGUCUAUUACUUGAGGCAAACUUGGGGACCAAGUGUUCACAAGGGGGAAGCGUUACCGUUGUUAUCGAUUGAUCCAUCUUUUCGUUGUUUCUCACUUUAUGAAAUUCUAUUGGUAACUGAAAACUUCAGUGAUGCAUUUCUCAUCGGAAGGGGCGGAUUUGGAAAGGUUUACAAAGGGUUCAUUUCUAGCAUUUCACAGGUUGUUGCCAUAAAAAGGUUGAAUGCAAACUCCAAGCAAGGCCCUCGUGAAUUCUGGGCUGAAGUUGAAACACUUUCCAAGUUUCGUCACAUUCAUCUAGUCUCUUUGAUAGGCUACUGCAAUGAAGGCUCUGAGAUGAUCCUGGUGUAUGAAUACAUGCCCUGUGGAACACUUGCUGAUAAUAUCUACAAAUUUGCCAAAAAUGGGCAGGAUAGUGUUCAUCUUUGUUGGGAACAAAGGCUUAGAAUCUGCAUCGGUGCUGCUCGUGGCCUAGAAUAUCUUCACACGGGAACUGAAUAUGGCGUAAUUCACAGAGAUGUGAAAGAUACAAACAUCUUGUUGGAUGAACAUUUUGUUGCUAAGAUUUCUGAUUUUGGGCUAUCUAAAUUGGAGGAGUUGAGCGAAUCAAAGAGCUAUAUGACCACAAAAGUCAAGGGCACUUAUGGUUAUUUGGAUCCUGAAUAUCACAUGACUAGUAAGUUGACCAGAAAUGUUGACGUGUAUGCCUUUGGAGUUGUGAUGUUAGUUGUUUUAAGUGGGAGACCUGCAGUAGAUGUUAGAAACCCUGGGGAUUCACAGAGUCUUCUGUCAAGCUUCCGGGAUUGUGUUACAGAAGGGGACUUUGAGCCGAUUAUUGAUCCCAGGUUACAAGGGAGAAUUUUGCCCAGCAGUUUAAAAGAAUUUGUGUUAUCCAUCGAAAAUUGUUUGCAUCAUCAACCCAAGAAACGACCAACAAUGGCUCAGGUGGCAAGAAGCCUUGAGCUAGCUUUGGAGCAGCAGGAGGGCCCAACAAUUUCUGUAACUGAAGUUGUCGCUGAGAUGAGCAAGCUCUCUGAUGUUAAAGAUGCCGAGUCAAUGCAAUUCAGUCAGAGCCCUCCAUUUCCAACUAAAACCGAUGAAGCGCAGUUAAGAGAGAACUCCUCAACGGUGAAAAAAUCGAUAUGGGGCUGGCCCUGGAAACCAACUUGGAAUAGAGGGAAGCCGACUAAAAAAGCAGAUAUAGUUUCAUCAAAUGGAUCCAGUCCUCACUCCUCUGUGGAUCAACAACCAUAUCAUCUAGGUCCUUGUUUCUCAAAUCAGGAUAUCCAAGAAGCUAUUGACAAUCUUAGUGAUGGUAAUGGCAGAAGGCUCAAUUCCAGUGAUGAUUUUGAAGGAGUAGAUGGUAAAGGCAGGAAGGCAAGCAUAGGAUUUAUGAAGCAACUAGAAAAGCCAGUUAUCAUUUAUGAAUUCGUAUUGGGUCAUGAUCGUGCUUCAGAUGUAUUCAAGGAGGUUGAAGAGCUUUCAAAACUGAGACACGUGAACUUACAAACCUUGGUUGGGUAUUCUCUCGAUGAACGUGAGAAUCUGAAAUUCGUUGUGUAUGAGCACGUUGGCUUUGAGUCCCUCGACGAUCAUAUCUACCGAAGAAAUGGUAAUCCUCCCCUCUCAUGGAAGUGCAGGCUCGAUAUAUGCAUUGCUGUUGCUGAAGGACUUGCUUACCUUCAAGAAUGCAGUGGGCAAGCAGUAAACCAUCGUCACCUGGAGCUUGCAAAUAUUCUGUUGGAUAAGAAUUGGAUUCCAAAGAUUUCUCAUGUUUCUGAGUUUCUGUUGAAGUAUGCAAUAACUCAGAAUUUUUGGGGCUCGCCAGCAUCGGGGAUAUCAAUUACUAAAGAGUUUCAAUCUGGUUUUGAGGUAAGGGAACAUUCUGAUUUGAGCUCACUUGGUUUGUUGUUGGUAGAAGUUCUAUUUGCCAGACGGGUGAACCUUGAAGACUGUGGAGGGUAUUUUACUUCAUUGCGGAAAAGCAUCAACUGCAGGACGCUCCAUUUAACCAUUGACUCCAGUUUGAGAGGGGAAAUUGCAGCAAAAAGUUUAGCUGAGUAUCUGAAGACCAUAUUUUACUGCUUGCUUGCCAGCAUGCUUGCCAGCAAAGAAUCGCCAGCAUCAGUUGUUGCUGCUGCAUCGAAACUCAAGUCUGCUCUGGAGUUACAGCAGAAAGCAGAAUCAACCGUGCUACAAGCUUUGGAGGCUAAUGAAGGGAGUGGCAGCGGUUUCAGUUUAGAAGAUAUUUAUCAAGAGAUUUCCCCUCUUGAUGUUAUACUUCCAAAGAAGUGGCAUCCAAUAUAAUGGCUUGAUGUUUUUCCAGCCAUCGCCAAUGGGCUCUGUCUCCUGAUGCUGAUGGUAUCUUAAGACAUUUUUAGUAGAUAGUUUUUCUGAGACGAUUAUUUCUCCUGUUAAUAUCAUAUUAUUUUGGGAAAAAAAUAUCGCUCCUACCCAAAGUUUUGCUCUAGCCGUCAAUUAUACGGAAAAAAUGUCUUUCCUACCAAAAGUUUUGCCUCGUCGUCAAUUAUACCCAAUAGAUUUUCGGUUAGUCAACUUUACCCUAAUAUUUGAAAUUUUCGCCAAUUUCGUCCAAUCGGCCCAUUUUCCGU
Molecule: messenger RNA, 4852 nt
Organism: Oldenlandia corymbosa var. corymbosa
Lineage: Eukaryota; Viridiplantae; Streptophyta; Magnoliopsida; Gentianales; Rubiaceae
Source: the annotation of a GenBank genome assembly